UCUUUCCCUUCUUAGACUACAACUCCCGUGAUGCCAAGGGGGCGAGGGAGCGCCCUACCGGAUAUCCGGUGGGAAGCAGCAGUGCCAGUGAAGCGGGGGCAGGAAAGCAGCAGCCCCUCCGCUUUGCCUGGAAAGAGGAACCCGGGAAGGGAUCGCCAUGAUUCGCUUUAUUCUGAUCCAGAACCGAGCCGGCAAAACACGCCUGGCCAAAUGGUACAUGCAGUUUGACGAUGACGAGAAGCAGAAGCUCAUUGAGGAGGUCCACGCAGUCGUCACGGUGCGGGAUGCGAAACACACCAACUUCGUCGAGUUCCGCAACUUUAAGAUCAUCUACAGGCGUUACGCGGGGCUCUAUUUCUGCAUCUGCGUGGACGUGAACGACAACAAUCUGGCCUACCUGGAAGCCAUUCACAACUUUGUGGAGGUAUUGAAUGAAUAUUUCCACAAUGUCUGCGAACUCGAUCUGGUGUUCAACUUCUACAAGGUCUACACUGUGGUGGACGAGAUGUUCUUAGCCGGGGAGAUCCGAGAGACCAGCCAGACGAAGGUCUUGAAGCAGCUCCUCAUGUUGCAGUCCUUGGAAUGAGACCGAGAGAGAGGAAGAGAGGAGUCGAUCCCGCCGGGUUUCUCCUUGCAAGAUUCUGCCGCUACCCCUCCAGGCUCAUCUCCUCUUACCCAGUUCCCCCAAAUCAGUGACUGACUCAGAGCACAUUUGGCCACUCGACCCCCAGCUGGCAGCUGGGCACUGGGGAAGCAUCUCAAGUUGGCUGCCCAGGUCUCCGGUCCGGCCUCACCCAGCGUGGAAGAGGUUGGGAGUUGCCCUGGCUGGGGCUGGGUGGCUUUGCUGGAAGGGGCUGAGGAGGGGGGACUGGAAGUGGGGAGAGCCCCCACCCUCCUCCUCCUCCUCCUCCUCCCGCCUUCCCAGCGCACCCCCUCCCCUGUCUCUGGCCCCAGUUUCCCACCCCUUCACGUGCAUGUCUUGUGCCGUGUCUGCAGUAGAAGAGGGACCAGGACCAUGUGUGUGUGUGUCCAUGUCCAUGUUGUGAGUGGUGGCGAGUGCUUUGUACUGCCAGUGAAAUGAAAUGCUGAAAUAAAGUAGCUGUGAAACACGUUCAGAAGCUUGCCACAGGUCAUGGGUGGCACAGGAUGCUGCUGUAUACCGAGUCAGACCCUUAGUCCACCCAGCUCAGUAUCGUCCAUGCUGACCGGCAGCAGCCCUCUGAGCCUCUGACAGAGCUCUCUCCCCCCACCCCGGCCAGCCCUGCUUGGAGGCUCCAGGAAUCCAACCUGCUGAGACCUGAACCUGCAGAAUAUUUCAGGUGGUGUCCCUACCCUUUCUUCCCAGUUUGGCCAAGAAGGGAGGUUCUGGCAAAGUCCACCCCGAGGCACCUGGAGCUGAUGAAUAAUACGGUGUCGGCAUUGCACCUCGUGCUUUGCCAAGUACAAGAGGGCAGAUCCCCGCCCUGAGGGGCUUCCAGAAAGUGCUUUCCAUGCAGGAAAGAUGCCGCUGGCAGGGGGAGGGACGGAGGCAGGGCUGGCUGAAGGAGGAGCCUGCACUUCGGAGACAGGCAUUGAGGGGCUUGGGCCAAAGGCUUCUGGGGAAAGGUGGGUUUUGAGGAAGGGUUUGGGGGGGGGUGAGAGAGGAGGAGGUGGCGGCAGCAGCGAGGGAGAGGGGGCGGGGGAGUCACUGGAGGGAGCAGAAGACUUGUGGACAGCUGAAAGUGGAUGACAUCUUGGGCAGAGAUGUAUUGGCUGCAUAACAGAGUGGGGGGGGGGGGAGGGAGGGAGAGAGAGAGACGGGCCAAGGCCAUGGAGGGCUUGGGUGGCGAGGCCCAGAAGCUUGUACAGGGAGAAGUGGGAAGCCAGGGUCGAGGCUGAAGGAGGGUAGGAACCACUGUUCCCUCGAAGGCGUGCCCACGCUCACAAGUGCUUGGGUGUCCGCUCAGUUCAUUUUAGAUCCCGCUCCGGCUGAAUCAGGAAGGCCCCACUCGGAAUGCAGGUGCGCACGCACUGCCUUGAUACUGCCGCCCAGGAAAAAACUCAUUCUGCACAGAGAUGAAAAGAAUUGGCGGGACCACUGGUAGGAACAUAGGAAGCUGCCACAGACUGAGUCAGACUGCUGGUCCAUCUAGCUCAGUGAUGUCUACACAGACUGGCAGCGGCUUCUCCAAGGUUGCAGGCAGGAAUCUCUCUCAGCCCUAUUUUGGAGACUCUUUAAAAGCCCAUCUAGUCCAGCAUCCUGUUUCACACAGAUGGUGGCCCACCAGAUGCCUCUGGGGAGCCCACAGGCACGAGCUGAGGGCAUGCCCCCUCUCCUGCUAUUGCUCCCCUGCAACUGGUAUUGAGAGGCAUCUUGCCUCUGAGGCUGGAGGUGGACCACAGCCACCAGACUCCUCCAUGAAUUUAUAAGUCCCUUUUGAAGCCAUCCAAGCUGGAGGCCAUCAUCACCAUAUCCCAUGGCAAAUAAUUCCAUCGAUUAAUUAUGCACUGUGUGAAGAAGUACUUCCUCUUGUCGAUCCUAAAUAGCUGAUCCUUCUGUUCAAGAGAUGGCACCUGGUUCUAGUGUUGUGAGAGAGGGAGAAAAAUCUAUCUCUGUCCACUCUCUCCACUCUAUGCAUAAUUUUAUACACCUUGAUUGAUCAUGUCUCCUGUUCCUUCUGGCCAGCCUCUCCAACCUAUGGCGUUCCUCCCUCUGAGCCUGUACUCUGGCCAAGCGUCACUGUAGGGGAUCUGGGGCAGCACCUCGACUACAGUGUCCUCGGAGGCUUCAUCAGGAGAUGGGAGGGAAGGAGGCAGAGGGGCCUGCAAGCCUGUCAGCUCUGGUUCUGUUGAGCCAGCCGGAGUUUCAGCCUUCUCCCCCUGCUCUGGAUCUUCAUCUGAGGAAUCCUCCUCCACAGCCCGCAUGGGAGUCAUCACACCAGGAGCUCUUUGCACUGAGUGCAGGACUUCUGCCCCUGAGGCAGAUAGUCAUACCUGCAACACUCUGUGCAAUACAUUGGUAAGCACUCCCUCCCCUACUGGCAUUCUGCCUUCAUCUGGUUUGAUUGGCUAUUUAAAAUAUAUAGGGCUUGUUCACUUGAAGCUAUGUAUUGAGUGCAAUUGUCAGCUAAUUAAAAGUUGUACGCUUUGUCCUCUACGAACGUUAAAUGAGCAGGGUAGUACUCACUUUGUCUUGGUGCUGCAUGUCUCCUCUGUGAUGAAGGAGGGCCACUUGUGUGCCUCCCCACCAAGAUCCCCACUAAACUCCUUUGAUAUCUGUUUGUAAACUCCUGUUCGCAAAAGUUCCUGUUUGCAAAGUUCCUCUGGUCUAAACCAAGUCCAAGAUCUGCUGGCAAUUUGACUCACCUGAGGAAUGUGACCCCUCCCACAAGCUGAGUCAUCACCUGAAACUAAUCCCCCACUCAGGCUAAUUGGUUUUGCUCUGUCAAACACACACAGUUCCAGCCAGCCAGAAAUCAAAUGCUAGAAAAUGACUAGCCUUAACAAACAUAGCUUGCCCUUACCCCAUGGUUUUCUUUUUGUUUUAAUAAAUAAAUAAAUAUUUCCUUGCUGUG
Messenger RNA from Hemicordylus capensis (graceful crag lizard), 3554 nucleotides. RefSeq names its product adaptor related protein complex 2 subunit sigma 1 (gene AP2S1). The transcript has 5 exons. Gene Ontology annotation, cellular component: intracellular membrane-bounded organelle; membrane coat; AP-2 adaptor complex. Lineage: Eukaryota; Metazoa; Chordata; Lepidosauria; Squamata; Cordylidae. Gene Ontology annotation, biological process: clathrin-dependent endocytosis; intracellular protein transport. The record is from RefSeq and is a predicted model, not a curated record. Bases 158 to 586 code for a protein of 142 amino acids. Gene Ontology annotation, molecular function: clathrin-cargo adaptor activity.